This is a messenger RNA of Carassius carassius (crucian carp), 842 nucleotides long. Its product is annotated as small ribosomal subunit protein mS26-like. The record is from RefSeq and is a predicted model, not a curated record. The coding region runs from base 154 to 780 and encodes 208 amino acids. Gene Ontology annotation, cellular component: mitochondrial small ribosomal subunit. NCBI's taxonomy places the organism in Eukaryota, Metazoa, Chordata, Actinopteri, Cypriniformes, Cyprinidae. The transcript is spliced from 4 exons.
AGCUUAGGUGAAGCUGCUCAAUGUUAUGUGGCCAUGCUGCAAUCUGUUACUAUAUAAUAAUACUAUACCACCUCAUUCCUUUAGGAUUUGACAGUAUGUUCUGUGUAGACGCUUACUGUUAAAUCAGUACUAACGUUAGAUUUAAUCUUCAGCAUGUUUCGGGCUUUAUCAAGGAGUAAUGCUCCUGUAGUCCGUCUUCUCUCUCCUCGCGCUGCUGUUCUGCUCGAGACUGUCAGGGGGAGAAAAUCUCGCACAGACCCCAAAGCGAAGUCAAAAUUGGGACGGAUCAAGACCCCCCCUCCCGUGGAUCCAGUAGAAAUGGUUGUGCUGAAGGAGCGUUACACGGAGUACAAUCUGAUAUUAAGAGCCCUGCGACUUGAGUUCAAGGAGCAGAUGUUGAGGAAGAAAUAUGAAGAGGAGGUUGGUUCUGUGGCAGAGGAGAGAACUAAAAGAGAGGCAGAAGAGCAUCGGUCCCUGAUGGCCUUGAAUGAUGCUGAAAACCUCCGAAUGCGUAAAAUACGAGAGCAACGCAUGCAGAAAGAGGAUGAGGCCACAGAACUCAAGAAGAGAGAAGCAGACGUCUUACGACAGCAAGAGCUGGAGAACUACAUUAAAGAAAAAGAAAGACAGAUUCUUCAACUACAGGAAGAGGCAAAGGACUUCAUCACACUGGACAAUCUAGAUCAGCGGAUUGAAGAGGCUCUUGACAACCCGAAAAACUACAAUUUCGCCAUUGACAAAGAAGGACGUGUUGUCAAACGGACUCCAUUUCAGCGAUAAAUACAGGAUUUCAAAAACCAAAAUACCCCAUUAUGUACAUAAAAUAUAUACUGUCAGCAUCA